Colletes gigas is the source of this 8414-nucleotide messenger RNA. RefSeq names its product RNA binding protein fox-1 homolog 2-like. The transcript has 13 exons. Gene Ontology annotation, molecular function: mRNA binding. The record is from RefSeq and is a predicted model, not a curated record. Bases 679 to 1989 code for a protein of 436 amino acids. NCBI's taxonomy places the organism in Eukaryota, Metazoa, Arthropoda, Insecta, Hymenoptera, Colletidae. Gene Ontology annotation, cellular component: cytoplasm; nucleus. Gene Ontology annotation, biological process: regulation of alternative mRNA splicing, via spliceosome; nervous system development.
AUGGCCGAUGCGCGGCGCUGGAUGCGCAGUGGCGCUGCGCGCCGAUGGCGCCGGCUAGGAGCGGGACCGUCAGUCGCAGAGGGACCACGCACGGUGGCGGUCGUGAGUUGUCGCAAGAGCGAGACACCGUGUAAUAGAACGAAGGAGAUAAAGAAAGACAGACAGAUCGAGCGAGGGUGAGACGGAGACGGACGAAGGGGGAAAUAGAAAGACGUAGAGCCGUUCGUGGGGCGUUCGUGGUCGCCGAGUACGCGGGUCCCGCUCGAUCGUGUGCGCGUUGAAAAAGAGUUUUAACCUCGUACCGUUCGAUUGUCGUGCGUCGUCUCGGUUCGUCCAGUGCGUGUGGAUCGGCGCGCGCGUUCGCGUGUGUCCGUGUGUGCGUGAAAAACACCGCACGGGUCUCUCUCUCGUUACACUUGUGAGUCACACAUACGGUUUCUAGUAUACAAAUAUACGUGCGACGGAAAGAGAGAAGCGCGCCGGGUACGUCGCGUACAGUGCACGAAACCGAGAAAGAGAAGGGACAACAGCUAGAAGGAGGAGGCGAAGGAGGUGGAGGAGUGGCGGGCGAGGAGGGGGAGGAGGUACGGAGUGCUGGAUUUGUUUUCUCGCACAACGGUGGAGCAAAACGGCCUCAAACUGUGGGGCUCUGGGGCGUUUUUUCUUCCUCCGCAAGGGAUGUACUACCCCCACAUGGUGCAGACAGGAAUGGCUGCGCCCUACGGUGGGGGUGUCUUCCCCCCGCCGGUGAAUGGUGUAGCGGGCGUCGUGGGGGCGGCUGGAGCAGCCGGUGAAGUGAAACCACCACCGCCAGUCCAGGUCAAAGAAGACAACAGCGGCGCGCCCCAGCAGCCACCGCCCAGCGGGCCCCAGGUGCCACCGCCAGCAGGUGCCCCACACCAAACAGCUCCCGGUGCACCCACCGCGGCCAGUUUUAGUCCCCCACCGCCUCCAAACGGCGUGGACCAACAGGCUAUCUCGGAGGUGUUUCAGGCAGCGGUUGCAGCAGCGGCAGCUGCAGCUGCAGGCGGCGGUGGCCAACAACCAGCUCCAACACCGGCUGGGAACGAGACCAGCCCCGAAGGUACCGUCGAAGGCAGCACCUUGGUACCUGUCACUUCCGGCGCGACGACACCUGCGACCGCUACACAGGGUACCGACCUGAAAAGUCAGCCAAAACGCCUUCACGUCAGCAAUAUACCUUUCCGUUUCCGGGACCCUGAUCUCAGGGCAAUGUUUGGGCAAUUCGGGCCAAUCCUCGACGUGGAAAUCAUAUUUAACGAAAGGGGAAGUAAGGGAUUCGGUUUUGUAACAUUCGCAAAUAGUGCUGACGCGGACCGGGCACGUGAGAGGCUACACGGCACCGUGGUUGAGGGCAGAAAGAUUGAGGUGAACAACGCCACAGCGAGGGUGCAGACGAAAAAACCACCGACGGUACCCAACGUGUGCGUACAGUGGCCAGAGGCAGCGGCGCUGAGAGGUGUAGCCAUCCAACGGGGAAGAGUGAGCGCUGCGAGGGCGGCUUUCCCGACAACCGCGGCCGCGUUGGCCCUCGCCAGGAACCCAGGGCCGCUCGCAGCUGCAGCCGCGGCCACGGCCCUGCAUCCCUUCGCACCCGCUGUUUAUUACGACCCGUUCCUAGCAGCGCACGCAGCGACGCAGGAUCCCAACUACAGGCUGCAGCUGGAAUGGCCUCAAGCAACAGCUGACGCCGCGGCAGCAGCAGCUGCAGCGACGUCACCGUUGCUGAAGACGCCCCUCUCGACGGCGCAGCAGGCCACCUUCGCAGCUGCAGCGACCUACACGGCAGUGGCUGCGCGCGCAUACAACGCAGCUGCAGCUGCGGCACAACCGGUCGCAGGAUAUGCCGCAGUCGCGGGUUACGGACGUGAAUACGCAGACCCCUACAUUGGACACGGCAUUGGACCAGUAGCCGGCUAUGGGGCGACAGUAUACAGGGGCGGCUACAACAGGUUCACGCCGUACUAAGGGUUGAAAGACAGCGAAGCGCGAGCCUUCCAAGUACACCGUUAUACUCAGCAGAACAUGACCAGCAGUCGACACAAUCAUCAUCGUCAUCCGCCAUCGAUCACGAUCACCCCACGAAGCGAUGCCUGGAUCCUCCGCGCGUGCUGACGCCAGCCUCUUAGCGUCGAGUUUAGCUCUCGUCGAUCGCGAGAACGCCUCGAGUUCGAGCACACGAUCCGGGAACUGAUCGAAAUUGGACGCCAAUCGACAGGAUCGAGUCACCACCACGUGGCCCCGUGAAUCCAGGAAGAAUCAGGACGCUUCGAACUCGAAUCUUCGAUGCUACGAGUUCGAAGACGGUCCUCGAUCGGGCAUAGCAAACCGUCGACGAAGGUUUGCGAUCGAUGAUCGUGAAAAGAGGGGGAGCACACGGGGAGAAAAUUGGUAAAAAUCAGCGAAGUAAGAGUCGGACCUGCUCGAGGCGCGGUAGAAACUUUUGGGUGCAAUUUCGUUGGGGGGGAAUAAAGCGAACAGGUCGAAAGGUCGAAUCGUUAACGAGUCGCUUGUCGGUUAGGUCCGUCCGGAAGCGUGUUACGGAGAUUCUCGAAAUUCUUAAGGAACGUGGCAUCGCUACGUCAAAUCUGUCCGUUCGUCCCCGAGUUCGGACCCGGCAGCCAUUCCAACUCUUCGAGAAACGACCAGGGCGGGGAAAACGAUCACUUUGGUAUACUUGGACACGUGUACGGUGUACUUGAACAUUAGACACGAGUAAAUACACAAUUUAUAUAAUACGGAUGAUUGAUCUCUCUAGAAAUCGAUUGUAAUUGUGCGAUUCGUAGCUCGUGCGAUCGGAAAAUUUUAAAUCGCGUCCCGGGGCUACAUUUUAACGCGAUUUUUCCGGGGAUAUAUUUUAAUCGCGUACCAGGCGUUGUAUCAUACGGCGAAGAAUCGUACGAGAAAUUUUGUACAUAAUUCAUUGAUUUCCAAGGCAGCGUCGCGAACGCCCAGGAAGCUAGGCGAGAAACUGGCGAUCGAUCGUGAAAUCAGCUUUUCGCGUCUCUUCUGUUCCGGGCGUCUAUAUCAUUGCAUUUCGCGACAUUUUUUUUUUUGUAUUUUUUACGUUGAUUAAAUGAAUAUCGCGGAGUCUCAACGAGGCUCCCGUGAGCGCGGAAUCUCUUCCUUUUCGCGUAGAUCGUUCGUCGUGGGCAAAGAUAGAGAGAGAGAGAGGUCUCGCAAAUGGCUGCCGGAAAGGAACUCUUCCUUCGUGCCGACGAGGUAACGCGACUUCUGUGUUUAGUCGACGCACACUCGGUGAUCCGAAUAAGAAUUAUAUGUGGAGAUACGAGGAAAAAACGCGAGACCCUUAGGUAGAGCUAAAUCUAAGAAGGAAAACGACGAGGCAGUUACGCGUGAGCGGUAGGGUUUCUAUGCCAAAUAUGUGUGCGUGCGUGUGUGCGCGUAGAUUCGUCGAUCGAACCAAUCAGGGAUGAGAGAGGACACCUUGUUCUACUGAACGGGAGCUAGUCGAAAAAAAUCUCUAAACGUUUAAAAAAUUAAGACUAUAGCGAAACCAAUGCAGCUUUCUUUAAUACUCAUAAUUUCGACGACGCUUCGAGGAAAGAAUAAUCGUUCGGGAUACUGGAUGACUUGUGAAUCAAGAAGUUUCGGAGAACCUUGAUAGCGUGGACACAAGUAGGUGUAUUUCUCUGUUCUCCUGUUUUCUGUUCAGUUUCGCUGGAGGAACCGGAAACCACAGAUCUUUGUAUGGUUGUUCGUUUAGUUCGAUAGUAGAGAAUAACUAGAGGCUUGGCUAAAUUUUUCUAUAUUUGUUCGUUAUUGCAAACCUGACAUAGAACCCUGAUAGAUAUCUUUUUAUCGGUAACUCCAUUCUUUGUUCCUCUACGCGGACAGUGAGGGGAAUCUCUGUCCAACUCUUUCAUUGAUACGAAAUCUUGAUAAAAGACGUCCUGUCACCAGCAGAUAGAUCUCGGAAGAUUCUUUGUUCAUUUGCUAAGAUACUACGAAAGAAUCUCUGUACAAUUCCUUCGUUGAUAUAAGUUCACCGGCAGACCUUGCAAUCUACUUUAAUAUAGAAUCUUGAGAAAAGAAAAUGAAGACGUCGUUUCAGCAGCUAUAUCUUGCUUUUCUGUUAAUUUCCCCCAACAAUAAAGAAGAUUCUAAUCGAUCAUACUUUAGAUUUCACAUGGUUUCGACGCAUGCACGAGAUCGAUGGGUUCUUCGAGUCGGUAAUCCGUUUAUUAAUAUCGAAAACAUAAAUACUGGUGUAGAUCAAUCGGUACCACCUGGAGAAUAAAAUCUCUUGCUAAUUUUACCGACUCGAGGCGCCACGAACGAACGCAAUGUUAGAAAAGAUCUCCUGUGUGCGGGAAAUCCCCGAACACGACAGUUUUUCAAGCACGAUGGAGCAACUUCCGGUUCCUCGACGAUCAAAAUAUUGUAGAAACGAUCUCCUUUGUACGGAAUGAAAAAUUUGGAGCGAUCGAGGACGCGAUCGAGACCUUUUUCCAGGAACCGAUCCCUCGAAAUCUGGAGCAAUCUUUCGAAUAGCCUCUCCAAGAAUAUUUUCAAGUUCCUCGAUCUUUAGAUCCAAUCUAUUAAUUUACUCUGUCCACCGAGAUUGCUCGUUCCUCGGAUUCUUCUUUUACGUUAUAUGCACCUUGGAAAUGAAAUUUUAAAGUUCCUCGACCGUACACCGCGUUCUCGAUCGCUCCGAAGCACUGAUCUGUGAUCGAUCGCGAACGAGACACACGCACACGCACGCACGCACAGAACACUCCGUGCGGGAGUAACGCGAAAGGGAAAUGGUACGCACAUUGAGCCGAGUGAGUGAUAAUCCCUGUUAAAUUCUAGUUAAGUGGAGAUUUAUCGUAAUAAAUAUAUACAUAAAUAUAUAUAUAUAUGUACACAUACAUAUGUGUGUAUAUAUAUAUAGAUAAGCCGCGUAAAUGAGAAGGAAUGCGAGAGGAACGAGUGAAUGAGCCUGAGAGAAAGAUACAAAGAUCGGCGUGAGAUAGAAGCGAGAUAGACGCGGCAGAAGAAGGGAUAUAUAAUACACAAAGAAUCGUGUGAAAUAGCCAAAUAUGACAAAGAUGUUCUUUUCCGUUUUGUUUAUUUUCUUUUCUCUCUACGAUUUCUUUUCUGUUUUUUUUUCUUCUGUUUUUUUUUUUUACAUAGAAAGCACGACAGGUAGCUCCGUCGAGGCUUAACGUUUUUAAUCUAAUCUAUCGUUAGGAUAGUUGAAACUAGGCUAGUUAACGAGGGGGCGAGGUCCACGCGUAGGUGGUCGACGCGGGCCCGCCAAGAGAGGAGAAAGCAUAUUCUCGUUUUUUGGUUUGCGUGUGCGAGCGCCAGUACAUGUAAAUAAAAUAGAGGUCGUAAACGACGAUCGAUCGCAUCGUCGAGCACAAAAAUAAUCACGGCGGAGUAUGACGCGCGCGCGCGCGUACUCCCGGGCGCUGUUUAGGAUCGCUGUACCAAGCGAACCUCAAAACAUACUCAUGAUUCUUGUAAACGUUAAAUUAACGAGCGUAGAUUUUAAAGGUGAGAACCACGCGAGAAUGGUGGAGAACGCUAGUGAUACGAGAAUUGUAUUUCGCAUCCUAAAAAAAAAGAACACCCCCGGGACGCGGACGGGGGGAAACUGGGCGAGAUGAUUCGACGCGAUCGAGACACCCAACUCUCCGUGAAGAACGUUCUUUCCCGAACAAAAGGGUCCUGGCGCGAACGUUCCUCGCCGAACGGGACGUUUUUACUUAUACGUAACCGGGGUCCUCGAGGACCCUGCAUGCUCGAAAGACGAUUGAUAUUAAAGACAAAGGCGGACACUGAUAUUAGAAUCGUCCGGUCCGGGGGUAACGGCGCGUCAGGCUUAGGGUACCAGGCGAUACAUCUAUCCCCUGUAUAUUGUACACUGUAAUUACAAUUUAUACUUACUCGUAAUCGAUACCUUUAUCGGUAGGCUAUUACUACUAGCGGCUAGCGUAAGGUCAAGCUCAAAUUCUAGGCGAGACCCGUCGUCUUCGCGUCUUAUUCUUCGUCACGAGUGCACAACUCCCUCCACCGAAACAAAAAAAAAAACCUCAUCUCCUCCUCAUGAUUCCUCUUCUUGUUCCGACUAUCGUUGUUCUUUGCGCUCUUAUUCGUCCCCAGAUUGCGUACACAGGCCUAUUCACGACCGACAACCGGGCUCCACCCAAAUUCCCUUGUUUCCCGCGCCACCCCCUUCCUUCUUCUCUUUUCCGCUUGACACUUCGUUUCGUGACUCGGGGAGACGCCUCCGAGGAGCUGGCGGAACCCCCCGGACGCCCCGUCGAAACCACCGAACGCGCCGAUUCUCCAAAUUUGUACAAUACAAAAAUGCUCUGUUCGCUCGCGUUCUCCGAAAAGAACGAUCAAACGAUCGGUAAACGUAUCUCGAAUCUUGGAAUUCGGCAGCUCCGGGUGCUCCGACAGCUAUUCAUUAUUCCUAAGAAACGCUAAAAAUUGUAUUCAGCGAAAAGCAGAGGCGCAAGAAUAAUACACGAUCUCCAGUUCUCAAUUUAUUGAUCUGAACGAAUGCUGAAAACGGCUUUGGUUACACUUUUUAUUCCAUAUUCGCGCAGUAGAGAUAACCAGUAACGAUCAGACUAGACGUCCUAGUCCUAGUGAAUUUAGUUGCUCGAACGUUUCACAUAACUUUCUCGAGAAUAGAAUCUAAGAAGGUGUCUUGAGACAGGGAAUCGGCUCGUCGGUGGCUUGGACGCCGAGGAAACGAGAAGGGGAACGUAAUCCCAAGGAAAGCCCCCGGCAAAAGGCCCCGGUUUUACCGUAAACGCUCGACUCCAAAGCAGCUCUAGCGCGGGACUAUUCGCAGUGUAAAAUAAUCGAAAAGAAAAAAAAAUUAAAAUACGAUGAUACGCACCGUAACGUUAUACAUAUAUAAAUAUUAUUGAUAUAAUAAUAUAAUUAAUUAUUAUAAAGCAGUACCGUAAAAGGGAUUUUUAAAUAAAUAAUAAUUAACAAACAAAAAAAAAACAGUGGAUCUAGACGACUACAUUGACUAAACGUAACGACACAUCUUUACGAGCAACAUAUCCUAGCGUACUAGGCGGGGGCGGUUUGAAGGCGGGAGCGAUGGCGAACGCUCGAGAUCCCCGGGGCGCGGUCUGGUCGCCUUUCCAGCGGCCCACGCACACUUCGAGAUCCUCGCACACGGGCAAAAUUUUCUUCGAUAAGACGACGGACGAACACGAACAGUUAAACUUUUACGCGUUCGAUUCCAAAGCGUGCAACGAUUGUACCCCAUUCAGACCGUAGCUUUAAUUCGAGAGAUACCUUUUUAUUCGAACGGAAAUUUUACCCUGACCAGCGUCGCUGGGGGAGGGUUGAUCUCGUCGACGCGCGUCGGCCCCGCCCCCGUCCCCCCCCCCCUUUUUUCGAAUUAUCGCAAGACGAACGAACGGGAGAAAUCGAGAAGAAUUUAAGUAAGAGACGUAAGGGAUGUUCCAUGACAUUAGGACGUUACGCUGAACUUAAUUAAGUCUAAUUAUCUCUUAAUGGCGGCGCGUGCGUGCGUCGGACCGGAUGUUCGUCGCGUCCUCGAAUCGACAGGCGCGCAGAUCUCGAUGUUCGUAACGUUAACGCGUUGGGGGGGCCGGCGAAACGAAUCCACGAACGCGUGAUUUUUUUGCGGACGAACGACGGGGGACGGGAGGGGAUCGUCGCGAGAGCGAAAUCCGUGAGACACGGAGAAUCGCGAUUCGCUGAGAGAGACGGUCGAACCGAGGGAAGGGGAAAGAGAGACGAACGACGAGAUAUAGUAGUAACGAUUUAAAGAAAACAAAAACGUGGGGUAUUCACCAUGAAAAAUGAAAAAAAAAAAAUAUGAAGUAAAGAAGUAAACAUGAUAAAUAAUAGAACGUCGUAAACGAAAGCUAAAUGCCACCUGUUUUUCGCUUCUCUCGCAGUGUAAAAUGGAUUCGCGACGGGAGAACGCGCGCGAGCGUCAAGCUAAUCCGGUUUCCGGUCGCGAAUCCCCCCCCUCAGAGCAAAGCUGAGCGUAUGUGACUGUUCACCAGCCCCGAGAAUGCAGGGGACGUCACACGACACACGUACACACUCGAUACAUACUCUCACACACACACACACACACGUACACCACUCACAGAUACCAUGAGCGACGGGAUAAAGAAAAAUAUUGCGUAUGAAAGUCGGACGAACAAAUGCUGAAAACGAGAAGAGACGAAAGGACAGGUACAUAACGAGAGAACAAAUGGAUACGAUCAACUCGAACUUUAGUUUGCAAAAUACUGAUAGGAGUACACGAGGUGUCGUUCAGGAACACCUUUAUCAUUGUCUGAUUUGAUGAUAUUUUGUAAGUCUGGACCAGUUGUUAGGUUCUUAUUACUCCCAUAGCGACUUCUUAUGGCGUAUUUUCUCUGUAUAUU